CGGCGUACGAGGGCGGACGGCGAUGGAGGAGUCGCUCUGCUGCUGCGAGUACGUGGACCGGAGGGGCGAGAGGAACCACCUGGCGGCGUGUUGCUGCGACUGCGAGGACCUGGAUGAGGGCUGCGAGAGGUGGCUGACGUGCAAAUCCCUGCCGCCGGGGGCUCUGGAAAGAAUCGCCGACACCGUCGCGGACCGGGUGCGGGUCCCUUGGUUCGCUGGAGCCGUGAAGAUCAAGGUCAGCCUCGUGCCGCCCCUCGUUCUGCUGCCCGUCUUCCUCCACGUCGCGGCUCUGCACUUCCUGCUGGGGCUCGUCAUCUUGACCUCUCUGCCCGUAGUCGUGCUGUGGUAUUACUACCUCACCCACAGAAGGAAGGAACGGACUCUCUUCUUCUUGAGCUUGGGGCUCUUCUCCUUGGGCUACAUGUACUAUGUGUUUCUCCAGGAGGUGGUUCCCCGAGGACACGUGGGGCAUUCCCAAGUGGUGGCUCUCACCGGUGGGUUAAUUCUGAUGCUGGCAGCCCUGUCUCGAGCCAAGAAAGAUCCUGGCUACCUUCCCAUCCUAGCGAGCGAUGAGAAGUCACAACGGGGUUUGUCCAAGAAAGGUGUCGGAGGGAGCUCCAACGGGCUCCACGGCGUCACCUCCUCGGGAGCUGCUGGCGGACGGGCUGUGAAUGGGGAGACCAAAGGCUACUCCAGGGUGUCAGCAGAGGAGCCAGAAGGUGUGAAAAAGGACUGGUGCACGAAAUGCCAGCUUGUCAGACCAGCCCGAGCAGGGCACUGCCGGCUUUGUGGCAAGUGUGUAAGGAGACUGGACCAUCACUGUGUCUGGAUUAACAGCUGUGUAGGGGAGCAGAACCACCAAGCGUUCAUCCUUGCACUCUCCUUCUUCAUGCUCACCUCUGUGUAUGGGAUUACACUGACCCUGCACACCGUCUGUAGGGGCCGAACUCCAUUUGUGGCACUAUUCUACUGCCCUGGGGCCUACUCUGACUACAGCUCUGCUCUGUCGUUCACCUGUGUGUGGUACUGUGCCAUUGUAACAGCUGGCAUGGGAUACAUCCUCCUUAUCCAGCUGUUGAACAUCAGCUACAAUGUGACCGAGAGGGAAGCUCGGCUGGCUCUGCGGGACAACACUGGGCGCAGGCUCCUGGGUGGGUUGGUGAUAGACACUGGCCAGUAUAACAGGGGUUUCCUGUGCAACUGGGGCCAUUUCUUGAGCCUGGGGUCUUCUCCUCCACAGCGCUCUGCUGAAGACAUUGUGUGACACCCCUCUUUCUGCAGAUGAUGUUGACUGACUUUCUUUAGGAGGGGAAUGGCCCCUUCCCCUCAGACUCCCUCCUCCCACACCCUUCCUUUGUGGUCGGUGUACGGGCUGCCAACCCCGUCACCAACAACAUCCUGGGCAGAACGGUUCUUCACGUGUUGUCAGCCAGCAAUAGGAUGCAGGAAGCAGUAAGCCAUAUGCACAAACCUGGAGAAGGAGGAGCCUGCUGCCUUUUUCCACUGUGGGGAAAAUUUGUGCAGCUCAGCAGGAAGAAGAGCACAAGGUUUUGAGAACUUGAGUUUUCAUUAGGUGUGAACCCUGGCAUCAAGAGGAACCCGCUGUUGGACUUCAGAGCGUGUGUUUGUUCCGGCAAAGGUGAAGGAAUACCUGGCUCAUACCUACGUGUGACAUUUCGGAGAUGUCAGGAGGGUGAAAUUCUUGUGCAGAUAACAGAUGGACCGCCACAGGAGCUGGGCUCUUAGGCUAAAACAGAGAGUCUAGGCAGUCGCUGAGCAGCUCCCUCCUCUCUGGUGCAUUUUUUUUUUCCUCUCUUUUUUUCCACCCAGCUGUAUACAUGCUUACAUUAAGUGCCUUUGUGAGCAACAUUCCUGUAGGGCUUUAAGAUCCCUCUGCCCUCUUGACCCCUACACUUGAUAUUCCAUCCCAAUCUGUCUGAGAAGACACUGUCCUCUUUGAUCUCAUUGUUCUUCCUGCAAGCUGAGACUGUGCUGGUUUGAAUGUUUUGCUCAUGUUGCUCAAAGUCUUUCUGCUCUGAUUAUGGGUUGGGACAUGAGACAGCAGACAAAUAUACCAAGCAAGGAGGAGAGGCUUUGAAGCAACAUGUAACAGUGGACUCUGAGGGGGAAAACAAGAGUGCUAUUGUGUUAUUGUAGCUUUAUGGAAACUACCUUCCUCUCUCCCUCCAUAGGAGAAGCAGUCUGUGGGAGCGUAGACAAUUCUAACAGCAUUUUUGGUAGGUAGCAUCUCAGUAGGUUGUGUUGCUGAUAACAGUGAUUCUGUCUCCUCUCCACCUAGUCACUGUGGAGCUGCCUGACUGUAGAUCUGUUUUCUCAAGCCGAGAGGCCAAAGAAAAGUUUAGUCUCUGCAUAUAUAGGAAGAGGAUGUGUUGGAGCUAUCUGGUUUUGGGAUCAGUGACUUGCACUGGCAGGUGAAUGAACGUGUUAAACAUUUUCUGCAAGAAUGAUGCCACUUGUUCCUCAGCAGCCUGCAACUGUAUUUUUGCCUGGACUUGGCCUUCAGCUGAAAUCACAAGGUUUGGUGGUGGUGAUGAUUUCUGGGGUUUGUGGAUGGGGUAUUUCUUGUUGCUUUUUGUUUAAAUCCUUUGUGUAUGUGUUUGGCCCUGCAAUAAUCUGAAAGGUCUGGCUGCAAAAGCCUGGGACCAUGGCAUAAGAGUUACAGGUUGGGCCCAAGAUACAGGAGGAGAGAGAAGAGCCUUGUCAUAGCCACAGAUGUUUUUAAAUAUGUGUGCGGUGGGCACAGACCAUACCUACCCCUGACUCUGCUUGUGUGGCAGGUGGCUGGGGGAUGUUGGUCAGGUGAUGCAAAUUCCCUGUGCAUUACCUCUGACACACAUGAUGGAUGCUGUGUGGUGCCAAAAUGUGGCAGAGUGAGAGGAGUGUCCCCUGAGAUCCCUGCUGGAUUUGGUGUGUGUGCUCCAGAUUACGUGUCCCAGUUUAAGGCCAAGACCAUGUCCCUCUUGGCACUGUUUGGUUUCCUCAAGCAGUGCUUUCUAUAACCAGCAGAUAAUUGAGGAGCAGCUGCCCUUGGAAUGGGGCUGUGCAAGAAGAGUUACCAAAAAUUCUUUAUUUCUUCUUACCCCUUUUCGGGGUGCAAUCUUUUAUAAGGAGGUAAAGAGGACACUGCUCUUUCUGCCUCUGACCAAACACACUAAGAGGUUCCUGACCACUUCCCUGGCCCUAAUGUGAAAAAAAAAAGUCACCCAGCUGGACUGUGCCAACUGUUCCUCUGUGACCUUCUGACUGGAGCUUGGAGCCUGACCCUAGGAGUUUAAAUUCACACAAAGACCUCACCUCCACGUUGAGUGGUCUGUAAGUGUUUCCAUGGCUCAUUUUGUGGUGCCUGCUGAGAUGAGCUUGAGCCUGGCAACCCUGGAGACAAGGAUGCUGUGAGCUAGCGGGUUUGUGAUCUUCUCACGUCUCAUCCUGCUGGGGCUUGGGAAGAUGAAGGUAGAAUGACCUCCUGGGCUAAACGAACCCCUGCAGUGGAGGUAGUUAACCUCUUUUGUCCCGUGAGUUACACAUGUAGAAAUCAAUCACAUGCCUGUGAGCUGAGUAAGCUCUGGGAGCGUUUACAGGUUUGAGAGAAGCAGUUUCUCAGAGUCCUGCUGCUACUGGCUGGGAGAAAGCAGAGCAGAACAGAUCGCCAAUCACUUACCUGGCAGUGCCUCACCCUGUUGUGCUCACUUUCUCCCACAGGCAGAGCUUGGUUCCUACUUUGCAGCCUGCCUGUCCGUGUAAUCUUGUCUCUUAGUGAGAUUUCAUGUGAGCUGCUUACACUGAGACUCAGCGGUGUGCUCCCAGGCAGCAUGGGCUUUGGGGUGCAGAUUAGGAACAAAGGACCUUGGACUCAUGUAGCCAUGCCACACCUUGGACAAGCCCACCCUAAUAUAGUGGGGGUAAAGUGCUGAAGUAAAUUUUAUUUUUCCACUUGCUCCAGAGGGAACUGGAACCACUCCGGACAUUCAGGUUGCAAGGUGGGGUUUUAGGAGCAGAAUGCAGUGCUGAUUCCCCAGUGAACAGGAAGUUCAUGUGGCUGUCAUCUGCAUAGCAGUGGUGACUUUCUUUAAGGACGUGGGUUUUUUUUACCGUCCUGGCUGCUUCCUGAGAGGAUUUAUGUUGUGAAUGCCUUGGGAGAUGGGAAACAUAAAGUAACAGGAUAUCUAAAAGGGUGGAAGUGUUGGGAGCUUCAGAUGUUCGAUACUUUGGAGCUCUCCUUUCGCUAUCCCUGAGAAUUAGCAAGAAGCCUUUGAAGGGUAACACUCCUUUUGAGCUCAUAGCAUGGGCAGACUGUUGUGAUCUCUCGUGCACUAAAGGACGAUUUCUUUUUUGAGUGUUCUCUUGCUGAGCUUGUUACUGGCCACACUAGUAGAAAAAUGUGAAAAUCUAGGCAGAAAGAGUCAGUCCUCAGGCUCACUGUGUUAGUCACUGCUUAGAUCCACACUGCCCAGGUGUGGGAGCAGGCUGCAUUUCACAGGUGAACUGUGGGUCAUGUGUGUGGCCUUGAGGCAAGGGACCAGUGUCUGGCCUGUAAAACUGUGUGCAGAAAACAGCACUCUGCUGGCCCUUGAACAGUUUUCCCUGUCACAGAAGAGAGGACCCAGAGCUGGUCAGAAGCAGGGAAGGAUUUUGGUAAUAGAUGUUUCUCCACCCAGACUUAGAAAUCAGUUUACCCUGCUUUAACCUUGACCUUUUAAGUGGCAUUUGUUGUUUCACAAAUAGUUUGGACUUCUGCAGCCCAGAGCAACUCUUCAGGGGCCGGGUUCUGAUGUUGCUGAUGUAUUGUUAAACCCGCCGUGUCCAAACACCAGCACCCUGCUGUUUGGUGACUGUCCUGACAACUGUGCACUGCUAGAUACACCCUGUAAAUGGUGGCUUGACACUCUUUAACUUUGUCGUCUUACAUCAUGCUUUGUCGUAGGCAAGUCACAGGUCCCCACAUCAACUGUUCCUCUGUGUAACUUGUCCUCAAAUGACAAAAGUCACUGAUGAGCCUGAGCUGGUGCUGCUUGUGACUCCUAAUCACAUUUCAGCCUUCAUGCUAUGAUGGUGCUUUUUUUUUUUCUUUUAAGUAGGUUGCUUUCAAGUGUCUUAACGAAACCAUUUGCUGUAAAAUUUCUUCUGAAGAUAAAAUGGAUACUGCCUCACUGCCUAAUGUCUUAAUAAUGUGCUUGUUUUCUUCCUUCUAUAUGAAUGUGUAUUGCCUCAUUAGGGCAGGAAGCAUGUGUGAUUAUGGAUGUGUUUUCCUGUAUUGCUUUCAGUGAAGAACUCUACAGUAUCCUAGGAUUUUGUUCCACUAUCAGGAUGUUUGUACAGCAAAAAUCUUCCUGCGGACAGGUGAGGUUCUUUCUGAAAUGCAGGAAUUCAGCCUCCCAGUACCUUGUCCCUGUGGCAUUCCUCUAAUGAUAAUGUGAAGAAUGAUGGGCUCUGGAAGAACUCUCUGCUUUGGAGAAUGGGGUGGUUGUUUUUUGUUUUUGUUUUUUUGUUUUUUUUCACCCUAAGCUUUGUGAAACGUAUUUGUGAGCUUUGUUGAAAGGACCAGUGUGUGUGGUUUUGUGUCCAUUUUGCAUCAUGUUUCCAAAUGGAUGCAAUUCUGAAUUGAAAUAAAUUAU
This is a messenger RNA of Athene cunicularia (burrowing owl), 5633 nucleotides long. It is a transcript of the gene ZDHHC23, whose product is annotated as zinc finger DHHC-type containing 23. The record is from RefSeq and is a predicted model, not a curated record. Gene Ontology annotation, biological process: peptidyl-L-cysteine S-palmitoylation; protein targeting to membrane. Gene Ontology annotation, molecular function: protein-cysteine S-palmitoyltransferase activity. The coding region runs from base 23 to 1264 and encodes 413 amino acids. Gene Ontology annotation, cellular component: Golgi apparatus; endoplasmic reticulum. NCBI's taxonomy places the organism in Eukaryota, Metazoa, Chordata, Aves, Strigiformes, Strigidae. The transcript is spliced from 4 exons.